Molecule: messenger RNA, 1887 nt
Organism: Cinara cedri
Lineage: Eukaryota; Metazoa; Arthropoda; Insecta; Hemiptera; Aphididae
Source: the annotation of a GenBank genome assembly
AUGCUUAGAGUUAUUCNCCCUGAAGCUUGUCCUGAAUGCGGAAGUAAAGUGCAACGGCUAGAAGGAGAAGUUGUAACACGAUGUUCUGGAGAGUUUACAUGUAAAGCUCAAAUCAUAGGAAAGCUGAAACAUUUUGUAUCAAAAGAUGCAUUUGAUAUUGAUGGCUUUGGAGAAAAGCAAAUAGAGUUUUUCUAUGAAUGCGGUCUCAUAGAACAAAUUUCCGAUAUUUUUACUCUAGAAGAAAAACUGAACAAGCUUGACAUGAAAGAAGAAAAAGGCUGGGGUGAGAAGUCAAUAGUUAAUUUGUUGAUUUCUAUACGAAAUAGAAGAGUAAUAACCUUAGAUAGAUUUAUAUUUUCUUUAGGCAUUAGGUCUAUUGGCCAAGUUAUAGCAGAAUUGCUUGCACAUUACUAUAUCUCGUAUGAAAAUUGGUACUUAUCUAUGAUGAAAUUGUCCUCAGAUGAAGAAGCUUUUUCUGAACUACUAGACAUAGAUAGCAUAGGAAAAGGAGUGGCAAAAUGCUUAGAGUUAUUCUUUUCUGAAAAACGCAAUAUUGCAGUAUUAAAUAAUCUUACUUCCCAUCUAACAAUUCUUUCUGUUGAUGUAAAUAAUAGUAACUCCAUCUUUAGCAACAAAGUUAUAGUGUUCACUGGCACACUGACUAUGAGUAGAAAUGAAGCUAAAGCUAGAGCUAAAACCCUAGGAGCAAUAGUAAGCUCCAGCCUUUCCACUAAAACUGACUACCUGGUUGCAGGGGAAAAUUCAGGAUCGAAAUACCAAAAAGCGCAGGAGUUGGGUAUAGAAAUUUUAAACGCGGAACAAUGGUAUAAUAUGACACGUGUUUAAGUUGCUUUUUGAUAAAUUAAGUGGUAUAAUUUUAUGUAAGUAGUAAAGGAGGAAUUAUGGGAGAAUAUUCUAAAGCUGAUUUAAUUGAAAAACUGCAAGAAAAGUCAGACUAUGAAAGUAUCAUAGGAUUAUUGCAGAGCAAUACAGACUCAGUGAAGUUAAAAAGUAUUAGAUAUGAUGAUGGUGACACUCCGUUGUGCAUCGUAAUUAAGAAUACAGCUUUGUGGAAGCAGUUGUCACUAGAAGAUAAGAAUUUACUCAUUGAAAAAUCAGAUGUUGACUAUAUUUACAAUGGUCCGUUUGAUAAAACAAAGCAAAAGGUAAUAGGAGAUAGCUAUUUGCAUACGGCUGCUAGAGCACGAAAUACAGAUGCUUUCGUGUUCAUUUGUAAGAAAAAUAUUGCUCUUGUAACACAACAAAAUGACAAUGGAAAUAACCCGUUUCACGAAGCAGCAAGAUGUAGAAUUUUGCUUCCUGUUGUGGAGAAAAUUCUUGAUGAUAUAAGGUCAGAAGCUAGUAAAGCAAUUACCAAAGCGAAAAAUGCCAAAGAGUGGGAAGAAUUAAAGAGAUUAGAGAUAGAGUUAAAUCAUAAAGAAGAAUAUAUUAAAGAUGCAUUACGAAGUAAAAAUUGUACUUCAAGGAAGGAUAGCAAAACUCCUCUUGCUUGUUUAUACGUUAGAGACCAAGAAAAACUUAAGCAAAUUGCAGACAUAAAAGACAGUCUUAUAUCUAAUAAGAAACUACAUGCGAGUUUAUAUGUAGUAGGUGCCAUAAUCUGCGUUACCGCGUUAUGUUUAUCUUUAUACUGUCUAUUUCUAGCUAAUUCAACUUUUGCAUUGAGUUCAAUUGUUUCAAUGGCUGUUGGUGGAACUGCAUUUUUAUCACUCAAAGCAUGCAAUGAAGUGUUUAAAUUGUCUGAAGAAGGUACAGUGGAUAAUAUUGUUACUAUCCCUGCAUCAUCAGAAUUAACAGUUUGAUAAAAUGACUGUAGGCUGUAAUGCAUGAAUGAACUUUUUAAAGGCCAUUGUUACCUGAAUGUUA